AUGUGGGAGAAUGGAGAAGAGUUUGAGAUCAUUGAGGAAGAUGGAGAAGAAGAAGUGGCGGAUGAAAAUGUUAUUGAAGUAGGAGCAGUGAAGAAUUUGAACAUAGAGCUAUCCAUUAAUUCGGUGGUGGGGUUGACCAAUCCGGGAACGAUGAAGGUGAAAGGAAAGGUGAAGGAUGAGCAAGUGGUGGUGCUGAUUGACUGUGGGGCUACCCACAAUUUUAUAUCCGAAAAAUUGGUAACCAACCUGAAUCUACCGUUGAAAGCUACAACCAAUUAUGGGGUGAUUUUGGGUUCAGGAGCAGCCAUUAAAGGGAAAGGAAUUUGUGGGAAAGUAGAGGUACUAUUGGGCGAUUGGAAGGUGGUGGACAGUUUCUUGCCACUUGAGCUGGGUGGUGUUGACGUCAUACUUGGUAUGCAAUGGUUGCAUUCUCUUGGAGUGACUGAAGUGGAUUGGAAGCAUUUAGAGAUGUCCUUUCAGCACGGAGGAAGAAAGGUCAUAAUACGUGGAGACCCAAGCCUUACUAAGAAGGGAGUCAGUUUGAAGAGCAUGAUGAAAACUUGGGAAGGAGACGACCAAGGUUUUUUGGUGGAAUGCCGAUCUAUUGAGGGGAAGGUACCAGUGGCAACAUUUUACGAAGAAGAGUAUGAGACAACCGUAGAUAAUUCCAUUCCUCCAUUGUUAAAGAAAUUUUUAGAUGUGUUUGAAUGA
Messenger RNA from Cucumis melo (muskmelon), 711 nucleotides. RefSeq lists its product as uncharacterized. The coding region runs from base 1 to 711 and encodes 236 amino acids. The transcript has a single exon. The record is from RefSeq and is a predicted model, not a curated record. Lineage: Eukaryota; Viridiplantae; Streptophyta; Magnoliopsida; Cucurbitales; Cucurbitaceae.